Molecule: messenger RNA, 1230 nt
Organism: Sinocyclocheilus rhinocerous
Lineage: Eukaryota; Metazoa; Chordata; Actinopteri; Cypriniformes; Cyprinidae
Product: kinesin-like protein KIF1C
Exons: 2
Coding region: 152-916 (254 amino acids)
Source: RefSeq, a predicted model, not a curated record
GGUUGACAUGAUUGUGUUUGUGUAGGAUGAUGAUGAUGAUGAUGACGAAUCAGAGGAACUGCUUGUGAACGGCCAUCAGGGGCGGGGCGAUGACCCGGAUGGGCGUGGCCCUCUGGAGCCCCUCCCUAAGGAGGAGCGAGUGUCACGAUUGAUGGAAGAAGACCCCGCCUUCCGGAGGGGCCGUCUGCGCUGGCUCAAGCAGGAGCAGAUGCGUCUGCACAACCUGCAGCAGCAGCAGAUCACCAAGCUGCUGCGCAGAGGGGGCGGAGCCGGGGGCGGGGCCGGGGAGGGCGUGGUCCACCUUCCUGGAACGGGACGCUUCAUUCCCCCUCAGGACUGCAAGCUGAAAUUCCCCUUUAAGAGCAACCCACAGCACCGGCUCUCCUGGGGCCCGAAUGCAUCCGUCACUCUGGACGAUCUCAAGGAUGAGCGCAACGAGGGACGAGGCCCCGCCCCCGGCAUGCCGUUACUUCCUCUACAGUUCCAAGUGCCGUUCGUCAUGCGCGCGCCCUCCCCCAGUCACCCCUGGCAACCUCCCCAAUACGGCAACGGUAACUAUGGCAACGGAAAUCCGUUUCCUCAGCAACAGUGGCGCUACAGGCGCAACUCACUGGACGGCUCCACCGUGCCUGGCAACCAGGGUUACUAUAGCAACGGGCACCACAACAAUAGCGGUGCGCAGCAUUCGGAACGCGGUCGCUAUCGGCGACAGUCGCCGGGUCCUUGCGUGCGCGGGGAGGGGGCGUACGCACAACCGUACAUCAAUCAUCAGUGGCCCGCUUUCCAGACUCUACCGCACACACUUUCCGAUCAACAGCGCGGCAGAAACCAAAAACCACAUGGCUACGUCACGCCGCCGCGCAUGAGACGGCAGUACAGCGCCCCCGACCUGAAGAGCAAAGAAACGCCCGUCUGAUGUGUGCGCGAGUCCGUCGUUUUACUGUCCUUCACUUACGAUCUCAUGAAAUACAAGCCGUGUUGUUUUGAUGGGUUAGUUAACAGUCUCGUGUAGCCAGAUUAUCAGCAGAAAGAGUUCAUUCUGGCCAAGAACCGCCCACUUUUGACAGGAAGAGAGCGCUUGAGUGACAGUUAAGACCUGUUUGCGACGAGAGAGAUAACUAUGAUGAUGAAGGUUUAAUAUUAGCUCUUAAGGUGAGCUCACAUUUACUGUAGUUCUGCACAUUUUUGCAGGCGAAAUCAAGUCGUUUUAAUAGGAAUCUACGCGAUUGG